AUGGUAGAAGAUACUAGUCAUCUUACAGUGAAUGAUAUAGAAUCCAGUGAGGAUGAACAAGAUGAUGAAACAGAGGAAGAUCAAGAUGACGCAGUAGAAUCUAGUGAGAGUGAGGGAGAUGAUCAAGAAUCUAAUGAGGAAGAUGCACAAGAGUCAAAUGAGGAAUUGGAUUCUUCUGACCAGGAAUCAGAGAUUGAAAGUUUAACAGCGAGGCUUACCAAAUUAGCUGACAAUGACGUCGAUGUUGUUGCUGGUAUUUUUGCCGAGUUAGCUAAAAAAAAUCCUGUUUUCCUCCAAGCUAUAAACAAUAAAGUGCAAAGAAAACCUUCAACAACUGAAUACGCCAAAAUUGAAAGAAUGUUCACACAACUUAAUGCACAAGACAACGUUAUUAGUCAUAUGCUUAAUUCACAGAAUGUAUAUGCUGUGGACCCCUAUCUUCAGAAAGACUAA
Dentiscutata erythropus is the source of this 453-nucleotide messenger RNA. The record is from the annotation of a GenBank genome assembly. Lineage: Eukaryota; Fungi; Glomeromycota; Glomeromycetes; Diversisporales; Gigasporaceae.